AUGGCAUCAAGGCACAUUUCGUUAUUCCUGUACUUUGUCCUUACCAUCCUACUCUCUUUUGGCAAUGCCGCAGAGCAGCAGCAACCACUUCAAGCCGUAGAUGCAACCCCAAAGAAGGUAGCAAUUAUCGGAGCCGGGGCCGGUGGCUCAUUUACAGCAUAUCAACUACGCAAGCUCGCAGAUGAAGCCGGCAUCCCUGUGAAGAUCACAGUCUACGAACGUGAAUCAUACGUCGGUGGCCGUUCGACAACAGUAAACGUCUUUGGUGAUCCCGCUUAUCCAAUUGAGUUGGGCGCGUCCAUCUUCGUCCAGGUCAAUUACAACCUGGUCAACGCUUCCCGUGACCUGGGUCUGACCGUCCGCAGCGCUGAUUAUGCCCGACCACAAGAGGCCGAUGAAAGUAUUGGUAUCUGGGACGGGUCACAGUUUGUGUUUUCACUGAAGAAUACAUACAAGUGGUGGAAUCUUGGUCGGCUUUUUUGGCGGUACGGGCUUGCGCCGCUGCGCACUCAGAACUUGGUGAAGAAGAUUGUUGGUCAAUUCUUACGGCUCUAUGAGGAGCCUCUGUUUCCUUUUAAUUCACUUUCUGGGGCGGCUAUUGCGGCAGAGUUACUGAAUGCGACUGCAUCUUCGGGCGCAGCAUUUCUUCACGCCAAUGAUGUUGGGUCUCUUUUUGCGAGGGAAAUCAUCCAGGCCAGUACUCGCGUGAACUAUGGCCAGAAUUUGCAGUUGAUUCAUGGACUGGAGUCUGUCGUUUGCAUGGCUACUGAUGGGGCUGUCUCGAUUGAAGGCGGAAACUGGCGCAUCUUCGAUGCCGCGUUGAGUGCCUCACAUGCGCAUGUCAAUGUGAACACUACUGUCACUGGGAUUAUACGGAAUAGCGAUGGCACCAUGCAAGUAUCGUCGAAGUUGAACGCCGCUUCCACUUCUGAAAAGACCUUCGACGAAGUUGUCGUUGCCGGUCCGUUGCAGUACUCUGGCAUUUCGAUAUCCCCUUCAUUGGACCACACCCCGGAUGAAAUCCCAUACGUGAAUCUGCACGUUACUCUCUUUUCAUCUCCACACCGCAUCGCACCGCAGUACUUCGGACUCGAUCUCAAUGCCAGAGCACCAGAGACAAUCUUGACGACCCUCCCAGAGGACUUCAACCCGGAGAACAAGGCUGAUGUCGGGCCUAGCGGCUUCUGGAGUAUCAGUACUCUCCGAACAGUGGAUCAUCCCACAGUCAACUCCGAGGAAACGGAACAGCAUUACGUCUACAAGAUUUUCUCGCCAGAGCGCCCAACAGCUGAGUUCAUUGCUGGCAUUCUAGGUCUAGAGAAGGACUAUGUGUCGAGCAAUGCGACGAUCGGAGACCUUUCAAAGAACGAUGUCAGCUGGUUCCAUGAGAAACUUUGGAACCCAUAUCCUGUUCUAUACCCGCGAGUCACAUUUGAAGAUACCCUUCUGGCUCCGGGUGUGUGGUAUACUGGUGGCAUUGAGAGCUUUAUCUCGACGAUGGAGACUAGUGCUCUGAUGGGUCGGAAUGUGGCGACCCUUAUGUUCCAGUCAUGGCAGAAAGAUGUUCGCGUGAAUGACGGGGCUGCUACGGAGGUAAAGUCUGAGCUAUGA
This is a messenger RNA of Penicillium antarcticum, 1611 nucleotides long. Its product is annotated as putative prenylcysteine lyase. NCBI's taxonomy places the organism in Eukaryota, Fungi, Ascomycota, Eurotiomycetes, Eurotiales, Aspergillaceae. The record is from RefSeq and is a predicted model, not a curated record. Gene Ontology annotation, molecular function: prenylcysteine oxidase activity. The transcript is spliced from 2 exons. Gene Ontology annotation, biological process: prenylated protein catabolic process; prenylcysteine catabolic process. Bases 1 to 1611 code for a protein of 536 amino acids.